GAGACCCUGAGAGGGGGAGACACUGACUGACUGAGGAGACAAGGUGUUGCUGCUUGGAAGUAAUACAUAAUGGGUAAUGUGACCGGAAUGAAUGCAAUGUAAAUCUGCAUCCAUAGAUCAGCAUCAAACCUAGGUAAUAUUUCAGAUCUAAAUGUCUGAGAACGUCUGAGGAUGAUGGCUUUCUGUGCAAAAAUGAGAAAUUCCAAGAAACCCGAACUGGACGUAUGCAUACGGGAAGGAUUGGAGAUUAAUUUCUAUUCAACGGAUAAAUCUCCCAUCUAUUUAUUAGAAGGGGUUUACACGGCUGAGGAAUUGUGUGUCAAGUCUGCUCUAAUAUGCAAUAUAUCUCCUUUGUGCCACAAUCUCUUUGCCUUGUACAACGAAAAAGAUAACCUCUGGUAUGCACCAAAUCACACUUUCAAGAUUGAUGCCAACACCUGUCUCAAACUUUAUUACCGUGUCAGGUUCAUCUUUACCAACUGGCAUGGAACCAAUGAAAAUGAGUCAUCUAUUUGGAGAUAUUAUCCCAAAAAACAGAGAGAGGAUUAUGAGAAGAAACAGGGGCAGGAAGGAACACCUCUUCUAGAUGCUAGUUCUCUGGACUAUUUGUUUUCACAGGGUCAGUAUGAGUUGGUGAAGUGUCUCGCACCAGUCAGAGAUCCAAAUACUGAUCAAGAACUUCAUGACAUAGAGAACGAGUGUCUGGGAAUGGCUGUUUUGGCGAUAUCUCAUUUGGCUAUCAAGAGAAAAAUGCCACUUCCUGAACUACCCAGGGACAUAAGUUACAAGAAAUACAUUCCGGAAACCUUGAAUAAAACUAUCAAGCAGAGAAACGUAUUAACACAAAUUCGAAUAAAUAAUGUUUUCAAAGAUUUUCUGAAAGAAUUUAACAACAAAACUAUUUGUGACAGUAGCGUCUCCCUACACGACCUGAAAGUUAAAUACUUGUCAACCCUGGAAACGCUAACGAAAAACUACGGAGCAGAGAUUUUUGCGUCAAGUUAUCUAAAGGUUUUAUUGGAAGGUGAACAAAAUGGUUUCAAUGCUGGCCACAGUAUGUCGGAGUACGAAGUUAUGGUGACUGGAAACACUGGAAUACAGUGGAGAGAAAAGCCAACUUGCCUUGCACCGGAGAAAGAGAAGAAACCAAAGAGGAAAAAAGGUGAUGGCAAGAAUAGAAGAUCAGAAGAACAGAUGAAACAGAAAGACCAAUGGAUCAGCUUCUGCUAUUUCCCUGAAAUAACACACAUUGUCAUCAAGGAAGACACCGUCGUUAUUUACAGUCAGGACAACAAACGCAUGGAUUUAAAGCUUCUCUCACCAGAGCAGGCACUUUCCUUCACUGCUUUAGUGGACGGGUACUUUAGACUUACUGCAGAUGCUCAUCACUAUCUGUGCACUGAUGUUGCCCCUCCUCUGAUUGUAGAAAACAUCAAGAAUGGAUGUCAUGGACCUAUAUGCACUGAAUAUGCCGUAAAUAAGAUUAGGCAAGAGGGAAACGAAGAGGGCAUGUUUGUGUUGCGCUGGAGCUGUACAGAUUUUAAUCAUAUCCUCAUGACUGUGGCUUGUUCCAGAUCUUCACAGCUCGAAUCCAAAACUUUGAAACAGUAUAAAAAUUUUCCAAUUGAGGUCAAAGUCGGCAAAUAUUGUUUACUUGGCUUAGACCAGGGUUUCGACUCGCUGAAGGAUUUGCUGAAGCACCUGAAGGGGCAGGUUCUGCGCACAGAUGAUGUCAGUUUCACGCUAAAGAGAUGCUGUCCACCAAAACCAAGAGAAAUUUCAAACUUGUUAGUUGCAACAAAAAAGGCCAUGGACUGGCAGCCAGUUUACCACCUCAGCCAGCUUAGCUUCCACCGAAUACUUAAAGACGAGAUUGUGCAGCUGGAUCAUAUGGGUCGAGGAACAAGGACACAGAUCUAUUCAGGAAAACUGAACUACAAAGAUGAUAAUGACUGCGAAAGCUUUUCAUCUGAAAAGGAAAUGAAAGUUAUCCUGAAAGUGUUGGACCCAAGUCACCGAGAUAUUUCUUUGGCUUUCUUUGAGACUGCAAGUAUGAUGAGACAAGUUUCACACAAACACAUUGUACUGCUUUAUGGCGUAUGUGUGCGGGAUGUGGAAAAUAUUAUGGUUGAAGAAUAUGUGGACUGCGGGCCUCUUGAUUUGUUCAUGCAUCGUAAGAGUGAAUUUCUAACUACACCGUGGAAGUUUCAGGUUGCCAAACAGCUUGCAAGUGCCCUGAGUUACCUGGAAGAUAAAGAUUUAGUGCAUGGAAACGUCUGCACUAAAAACAUCUUAUUGGCGAGAGAAGGGAUUGAGGGUGAAUGUGGCCCAUUUAUAAAGCUCAGUGACCCUGGAAUACCAAUUACUGUAUUAACCAGACAAGAACGAGUUGAACGGAUUCCUUGGAUUGCCCCAGAAUGUGUUGAGGACUGCAAGAUCCUGAAUGUAGCUACGGAUAAAUGGAGCUUUGGGACCACGCUGUGGGAGAUUUGUUUCAAUGGAGAAGUGCCCCUAAAAGAUCGAACUCUUGCAGAGAAAGAACGUUUUUACGAUGGCCGCUUUAUGCUGGUAGCACCAGCUUGCAAAGAGUUAGCAGAUCUUAUCAAUCAGUGCAUGAACUACGACACCAACAGGAGGCCCUUUUUCAGAGCCAUCAUGAGGGAGAUAAAUAAACUGGAAGAACAAAAUCCAGAUAUUGUCUCUGAAAUAACUCCCCAUGCAGAAGUUGACCCAACUUUGUUUGAGAAAAGGUUCUUGAAAAGAGUACGAGAUUUGGGAGAGGGGCACUUUGGUAAAGUAGAAUUGUGUCGCUAUGACCCUGAGGGAGACAAUACUGGGGAUUUGGUUGCCGUCAAAUCACUGAAGCCUGGGUCCGGAGGCAAUCAUAUUGCAGAUCUGAAGAAAGAAAUUGAAAUUCUACGAAAUCUAUACCACGACAACAUUGUGAAAUACAAAGGAAUAUGUGAAGAAGAUGGAGGCAGUGGCAUUAAAUUAAUCAUGGAAUAUUUGCCAUCUGGAAGUCUCAAGGAAUACCUUCCCAGAAACAUUAACAAAAUAAAUCUCAAACAGCAGCUUAAAUACGCGGUUCAAAUUUCCAAGGGAAUGGAUUACCUGGGGACACGGCAGUACGUCCAUCGAGAUUUGGCAGCAAGAAAUGUUCUGGUGGAAAACGAGCACAGAGUGAAAAUUGGAGAUUUUGGAUUAACCAAAUCCAUUGAAACCGAUAAAGAGUAUUAUACCGUCAAAGAUGACCUGGACAGCCCUGUGUUUUGGUAUGCUCCAGAAUGUUUGCUGCAAAGCAAGUUUUACAUUGCAUCUGAUGUCUGGUCGUUUGGUGUGACGUUAUAUGAAUUGCUAACAUACUGUAAUUCAGAGCAAAGCCCUAUGGCGAUGUUUUUGAAAAUGAUUGGACAGACCCAGGGUCAGAUGACUGUUACAAGACUUGUGCGUAUAUUGGAAGAUGGGAAACGUUUGCCAAUUCCAGCGAACUGUCCUAAUGAGGUAUACCAACUGAUGCUUAAGUGUUGGGAUCAGAAUCCGAAUAAGCGGACCACUUUCCAAGUCCUGAUCAAAGGUUUUGAAGAACUUAUAAACACCUUGUAGGUUUCCAGUCCGUCCCUAGCGUGGAAACGUCCAAUUUCCUCUCAACUGCUGCUCCUGUGGAUGCAUUGUAUUCUAUUACCACUUCUACUGGUUUCUGUCUUCCUCAACAUACCCGGAUUACACCGUAUGGAGGGGAAGUUGCGUGCAACCAACAAACGCCUGCUGUGCGUGACUCAGGACUUUCGCAGGCAUCAGCCAUUUGCUUCCUCUAGCAAGAUGAAUGCGCCAUCUUGUCAGAGGAACAUGAAAAACUGUGACUAUUUGAGAAUUUUGUAAUAUAUCAUCAGUACUUCUUGCACUUCAAUAUACCAGUUAACUGCUAAAUGCAUAUAGGUAUAUGGGGUCUCAAACAGACCAUUAAAAUGUAUUUAUUUUUUAACCAAUUUAAAAAAUUAGCUUUUUUAAACCAACUUCAAAGAUAUGCUGUAUUUAGCUUUACUUUUUUUUUUGACUACCUAAAGCUUAGAGCUUUUUUAUUUUGUAUUUACUAUAAAAGGUUUAAGGAUCUGUAUAUACACCAGUUCUUUCUUUGAGUAAAUGAGGCGUGUUUUUACAAAUGUUUAGGGUUUUUCUUUUCCAUUUCUGGUGUGUAAUAUUUGCUGCAAAGGUGCCAAUUAUUUUAAAUUUGCAAUCCCCCCUCCCCUCCUCACUACCCACUCACAAUUAGAUCUUGGCACUUAAAACAUGUUGGAAGAAUAAGUAACACUUAAGUCUGCACACGUUUAAAAAAAAAUAUAUAUCUAUUACACAUUCUUUAUAUUCAGAGCAGUUUAUAAAAUGUCAACCCCCAAGAAUGGGCUUAAUCUGAACAUCUAAACUGAGUGCCCACUGUGACUUAUCAAAGAUAGUGGGCAUACUUUAAGUAGGGUUUCAAAUUGAUUUACACGUCUAUUAGCCAGGCAUUAAGUUACUUGCCACUGCAAGCCAUAUUAUACGAUCCCAAUAGCUUUCAUUGUAUUCAAUGUCAGUUUACAAACAAUAUGUGGAUAUAACUGAAGUAUGAGUUUAGUGUGGUUUUGCAAACAAAAACCUAAUUCUGCACCUUGCGAUUUGUAUUCUAACCUCACUUUCCCUAUUUAAAUCAAACACUGGCUCUGAGUUUCCAUCUCUGCGUACCAACAAAUAAUCUUUUUGUACAGCUUUAACUGCCAUAUUGUGUUCAUCAGGCUUCUGUAAAAGACUAACUCUAUAAAGUUAAGUAAAUCUGCCACCUCCUGCCAAAACUGACCCCCUGAACAGAUCCCUCUCCACAUCAUACUUUGUUUUUUCCUUCAGCCUGUCUGCAUCCUCUAAAAUGUACAGAAUUUUAAAACCUUGUUUAAGCGAUACUCAAGGCAUCAUCUUAUUGUAUGUUUCAUGUGGACCUUUCAUUGUACUUUGUUAAAAGCCAUCUUCCUCCCAGUCUGUGCAGCUGAGAUUAUUCACUGAAAAUAAAG
Molecule: messenger RNA, 5039 nt
Organism: Pelobates fuscus (common spadefoot toad)
Lineage: Eukaryota; Metazoa; Chordata; Amphibia; Anura; Pelobatidae
Gene: JAK1
Product: Janus kinase 1
Exons: 25
Coding region: 172-3603 (1143 amino acids)
Biological process (GO): cell differentiation; tyrosine phosphorylation of STAT protein; growth hormone receptor signaling pathway via JAK-STAT
Cellular component (GO): cytoskeleton; cytosol; membrane
Molecular function (GO): non-membrane spanning protein tyrosine kinase activity; growth hormone receptor binding; ATP binding
Source: RefSeq, a predicted model, not a curated record